Penicillium paradoxum is the source of this 351-nucleotide messenger RNA. NCBI's taxonomy places the organism in Eukaryota, Fungi, Ascomycota, Eurotiomycetes, Eurotiales, Aspergillaceae. The record is from RefSeq and is a predicted model, not a curated record.
GCCAAAGGAUCACAUCAGCGCGUUCAGGGACGUGCAGGAUAUUCAGGUGUAGAAUGGUGGUAUUCAGGGUAUUCCUGUGAAUGGGCUGAAUGGACUGAAGAUGAGGAUUCGCUGGUGGUCACCCACCCAACUACUAACUCACCGGCGUGUGGCUUGAGUACGGCUGAGCGGACGGGAAGCCCUAUUUUCCACACCCUAUGGUCUGAGGAUUCGCUGGUGGUCACCCACCCAACUACUAACUCACCGGCGUGUGGCUUAAGUACGGCUGAGCGGACGGGAAGCCCUGUUUUCCACACCCUAUGGUCGUAUGUGAUUGUAGUUGCAAGAGGAAGAAAUAUAAGGUGCAAUUGA